GCGGCGGCGCGGGUGGGCGGGCUCAGAACGUUCCCCGGGAGCGCGCGGCGCGGGGCGGCGCGUCCGGGCUCCUGGCGGCGGCGGCGGCGGCUUCGGGUGCAGGUGCUGAGCUGAGAUGGGCUUCGCCGAAGACAAAGUGUACGACUACAUUUUGAGAAACCUCAGCCACUUUGGCAACAUCCAAGUGACGUCGCUGGCCCAUUCCCUGACCUGCCUCACCGAAGCGGACAGGGAUGAGCUGCAGGCCCGGGAGGAGAUGCGGGGCCGGCACGCGGCCGUGUUCAAGUUCUACCAGUACCUGAAGUGCCGCCGGGGCUGGGUGCUGGACCUCAUCAACGCGCUGCACCAGAACAACGCGGGGCACCUGGCCGAGGAGCUGCAGCAGCUGUACGACCUCUACCGCGUCCCCAGCAGCGCUCCCGCCUCCUCCAGCGGCACCCGGAUGCCGUCGCUGGGGGCAAAUCCUGCUCCGGGAGCCCCGACGCCCGAGCAGCCGUGCCGUGACCCACCCGCCGGCAGCCAGCCGUCACUGCUGCCCGCCGGCACCCCUGCGGCCAGCUCGGCUGCCACCAGCACCGACCUGGACUCCAGGGCCCCCGUGCAGGAAUCGCUCCCGAAGGAGCUCCCGGAGCAAGAGAGUCCCCUCUCCGGCAGCACGGCCUGCGACGCAGCGAGCGACGGGCUCUGUGGCGAGGGGCACGUCCCGCGCCCUGCCGAUGCCGUGGCCAUGCCGCCGGCCGGCCCCUCCGAGCGGAGCCGGGACUGGCCGAGUCGCCAGCAGCACCCGGUGUGCGUGGACAACGGGUAUUUUGGGAACGCCAACCACCUGAACCGCGGCGCCUCGGCCCUGGGCCCGGGCAGGUCCCUUCUGUCGCGGGAUCCGGCCGCCGCUCGCAGGAACGAACCCGAGGAGGUUCAUUACGUCUCCGCUGAGCUGCCUGCGAGAGCGGUGGACGCCGGUCACAUCGGGGAGCUGCAGCCCCCGGACUCGCUGAAGACGCUGCAGACCCAGCCUGCGUGCAGCUCCGGGCACGGAGAGCCCUCGGGCAGCUUUGUGGAUGUGCGCAACCCCCUCCUCAUCCAAAAACAGUUCGAUGCAGAGCAGAAGCAGCUCAGGAUGCCGAGAGACCGUGGAGGAGAUGGAGAUGCUCGGGUGGAAGCAACCCCCCCAGUCUCUUCUGCACCCACAGACACUUCCACGUCCAGUGGUGCCUCCUUGAAGCCUCCGGUGCAAGAGGGAAAGGUGCUUGCAGAGGAGAGAGCCAGCAGCGCCCCGUCCGUGCUGACGAAGGAGCAAGUGCUCCCAGCCUUGGCAGCCCCUCUCUUGGGCACGACCGUUGUGGGCAGCUUUGAAAGCGUGGCGGGGAGAACCCCCCAGGUGAGCUCUGCCGGGAACGUGCAGGUGCUUCACAGCGACGCGGAUGAAGACGUGGAGCUCAGCAAGCCGGGCGUUCUCCUCUCCGUGGUGGGGGACAGCACGGGGGUGGCCGGCGGAUGUCUGGGCUUGCAGCGGCCCAGCAGUCCCUAUUCGGGGGGCACCGAUCGCCUCGAGUUGAGCAGCGACCCACUUAUGCUGAGCACAGACAGCUCGAGCCCUGGAAAAGUGCUCCCUAGAGCCUCCUUGGGAUGCUGUUCCCCGGCUCCAGCAGCUCAUGCAGACCCUAGGGGAGAGGAGGCAACGAGAGCAAGCUCCCGUCCACCUCCGAGCUGGGACAGCACUUCCCUGGGCACCCACGAGGUCCGGGUGGACCAUUAUCCCAGCGUCCUGCUCGAGGCACCCCAGGACCUCCUGGAGGGAGUUAGACCCUUUGGAAACCCUCCAGCUUUUGACUCAAGCGCCAGCUCGUCUCAGGGCAGAGUCCCCCCAAGAGACAGCAGUGGCUCAUCUUUGUCAUACAUCGUGCCAGCUGCAGGCAUCGCACUGAUUUCGGCCGUGGCUUUUCUAGUAUACAGUCGACUGCAGAAAUAGCGCUGGAGCAGAGCGAAGAGAUGAUGGGGUGCCACUAUCAUCGCUAACCUGGGCAGUUCCUCCUAGAAGCAGGAAUGUGGCCAACAUGCUUGAAGCCUGAAGAGCGGGGGGGUUGGUAGGGCCUUGUUAACUCUCUUGGGAAGGUUUCACUGGAAGAGGCCUUGGUUGCGUGAUGCUGUUGGGUUUUGGUAUGUUCCUCUGUUUCCCAACCAUCUUGUCUGGUCCCUUCUCCUGCUGUGCUUGCAGAGAGCGUCUCACUCAGGGACCAGUUCCCUGAGUCAAAAAUCAAAGCCUUCCUGGUGAUUCUCGCUGUCUUCCUCCUUCAGUCCUAGAAGACCCCAGGGAAAUGUUUCCUGGUGGUCCAAAGAGUGACCUUCCAGGUCCAAGGAAGGGUUUUGCAUACGUCCUGAAAAGGCAGAGCUAACUCUGUUGGCUCUGCUCAGCUUGACUUGAAAACAGGCCCAAGGGUCUGCGCGUCAGCCUUCACUGGUGUGCCUCCCCGCUGCUGGGGGAUCUAACGAAGCAAAGCUCGUUGCUGUCCUGGGAAGUUCAGUAGCUCCCAAGGGCUUUGCUGCUGUCCCCGUGAUGAGAACGCGACAGGCCAGACUGCAUCCGUGCGUUUGCUCGGAGCAUCCUCCCCUUCCCUCGUGGCACGGGGACAGCACGGGGUCUGGGAGGGCUGGCAUGCAGCUUGCUUUGUGGGGUGAUGGGGCCAAACGGUUGCUCCUCCCUCGGUGGGGAUGAAGUGCCUGUUUUCCCUAGCAGCUCCUGCAAGGUUCAAUCCAGGAGCGCUCCUGCGAGGCCGCUGGGAUGUGUCCAGGCACAAGCGGUGACCCUCGGAGCCUGCUGUAAAUACGAUGGGAUCCAUAAGGUUGUGACAACCUUGUGGUGCUUGAUGUGAAGUGCCCUCCCAUGGCACAUCACGAUGGCACAGCACGUGCCUUCUCCGUUCCCUCCGCGUUGCCGUGGGCCGCGUUUGCGGUCCCCGCUGCCGUCCGGAGGGAUCCACGGUGUGAGCCUUGGUGAGAGGCUGCUGGUGCCAGGUCCCAGAGCUGCCCAGCAGCCCCUCGGCAGCACAGCUCGGGUAGCGCAGAGCCCGUGGAGCUGAACGCCCUGCAAGAGUCUUUGCCUGUUCACCCCUGUUUUACCUGCCGCCUGUGUUACUCACUCCGGCUGCGGCACCUGUGAGAGUCAUUUUUUUUCACAGAUACCAAAGGAAACGCUGGGGACUUCGCAGGUCACCUAUCUGCGUCUGCCCCAUCCUGCGUCCCCGCCGCGUUUCGCCCCAUCGCCUUCACAAUCCCCAGGUUCUGAGCCACGUGGCUGCUUCCCCAGCUUUGCCUUAUAAUUUUCGGUUUACUGACUAAGCACCACCAUCAACCUGGGGAAGGGAGAUGGGACUUGGAGCCCGUUCUGACUUGGGCCUUAUGGGACCAAUUGCUCUCCAAGCUGCCAACAGCUCUGCCUGAGGCAGAGAGGGGCUGGGGGACUUUUGGCCGAGUUUAUGGGAUUGGCAUCUCUAACACUUUCCCUUUCCUCAGCAAUGCAAGAAGCACCUCUCUGAAAUGACAGAGACAAUAUAUGCAACGGGGAGAUGUUAGUUUUGAUAUGACAGGGCUGCUUUUCAGGGUGGACCUGAGCUGUUUGCGGCUUGCUCGUGUCUAGCGCUGUAUCUGUCAGAGGAACAGGGUGUGCUUUUAAAUGCAAUUUAACUCCUCUGCUGAGAGAGGUGACACAGGGGCUGUCCUCCUCCUUGGAAGACAGAGUGGUGACUUAUCCAAAACCUCCCUGCAAGCAGGGCAGGCACAGGACUCCAAGGAGAACCCAGGAGUUCCCAUUGGCAGUCCUGAAUAAGCUAUUUUUUUCUCAGCUUUAGUAAUUUCGCCAGGGAGAGGUUUGUAUAGACCUGUGACGUCUCCGUGAAAGCUGCAGCUUUCAGCACUUCCAGUUGCUCUAUUUGCAAAGGGUAGGGAAAUCUUCCCCAAAUCCUUCCACCUUGUUAGAAGAUUGGUGUUUAUUACUAAGCGUUGCACUGAAAUAAAGCAGAAAUUGUUAGCAAAUAUCCAUACUGUAAAGCAGAGAGUAUUUGAGCCUGUGUAACCACAUUGCAGAGUCCGUCAGAAAAUUCAGCCCUCUAAAGAGAGGGGGCAUGUGUCUUCUGCACGUGCUUCUGCGUGAUUCGGAGGACAUCUUGACAUCCCAAACCAGCAGCAUCCGCACCAAGGCCCUCUUCUCUAAUGCUUUACUUAUCUGUAAAAAUCUUCAUGCAUUUUUCCAAUACUUUUUAGCAAUAGCAUGCAUGCUGUAUUUUCACAUUGAAUCACUCUUGUGAAACAGUUCAUUUAUCACCGAUUUGGACUUGAUAAAUGUGUGUUCAGUUUUCUCUGUGUUUAGUGUGAAAUACUGGUAUUUUUAGAGCUGUAUCAUGGCAUUUUGAAAGCAUAAUCAGCAGGAGAAGCUGCAGGGGGGAAUUGUGUCCCUGCAAAUCUUUUAAAAAAGAAAAGCCUUCUGCAAAAUAUAUAAUACAAUUGGUUGUGGUUUAACACUCAA
Dromaius novaehollandiae (emu) is the source of this 4519-nucleotide messenger RNA. It is a transcript of the gene MAVS, whose product is annotated as mitochondrial antiviral signaling protein. The record is from RefSeq and is a predicted model, not a curated record. The transcript has 7 exons. The coding region runs from base 116 to 1969 and encodes 617 amino acids. Lineage: Eukaryota; Metazoa; Chordata; Aves; Casuariiformes; Dromaiidae.